This is a messenger RNA of Pelmatolapia mariae (spotted tilapia), 4350 nucleotides long. It is a transcript of the gene ppp3cb, whose product is annotated as protein phosphatase 3, catalytic subunit, beta isozyme. Gene Ontology annotation, biological process: calcineurin-NFAT signaling cascade. Bases 475 to 2028 code for a protein of 517 amino acids. Gene Ontology annotation, molecular function: calmodulin-dependent protein phosphatase activity; calmodulin binding. The transcript is spliced from 14 exons. NCBI's taxonomy places the organism in Eukaryota, Metazoa, Chordata, Actinopteri, Cichliformes, Cichlidae. Gene Ontology annotation, cellular component: cytosol; cytoplasm; calcineurin complex. The record is from RefSeq and is a predicted model, not a curated record.
AGGCACCGCUUGCAGAGGCGUCCUGGAGAGGUAGAGCCUGCGCGUCUCUCCUCUCUCCAAGGCGUCUCUUCGGCCUCUUAACCUCCAGAGUCUACCCCCACCACCCCACCCCCCGACUCCACCAGCAGCAGCAGCACCACCACCGCUAUACCAGCACCCCCUCACACACACCAACCCCCCUCCCGCCCCCUCUCAGAAAACAAAUUCGGGAUCCAAGCAUGCCACAACAGCAGCUAGGUAUCCGCCUAUCCUCCCCCAAAGUCACCGCAGGCGCAGCAGCAGGCUUCCCCCGUCCGAGAGAGCACGGAGACUCCACCGAGUGAUGCCACUACUGCAGCAAGAAAAGCACCCAGCAACCGCGCAUACUGUCGACGCCUGCCGGAGGACCCGACACCACAAUCUCGGCCCUUGACAGAAGAGAGAGCCCCCCCUUUCCCCAAACCCCUUCGGCUCUGUUCCCGUCCCGACUCCAGGAUGUCCGACUGCAACGCAAGUCCCGCCGACCGGGUGAUCAAAUCGGUCCCCUUCCCCCUGGCCCAUCGGCUGACCAUGAAGGAGGUGUUUGACGCGGAGGGCCGGCCGCGAGUGGACCUGCUCAAAGCUCACCUCACAAAGGAAGGCCGUCUCGAGGAAGCCGUGGCCCUGCGUAUCAUCGAUGAGGGCGCCGCCAUCCUGCGCCAGGAGCGCACUAUGUUGGAUAUUGAGGCGCCAGUCACGGUGUGCGGAGAUAUCCACGGCCAGUUCUUCGACCUGAUGAAGUUAUUUGAAGUGGGAGGCUCUCCUGCGAACACACGCUACCUCUUCCUAGGGGACUACGUGGACAGGGGGUACUUCAGUAUUGAGUGUGUGUUGUACCUGUGGUCACUGAAAAUCCUCUACCCAAAGACGCUCUUUCUUCUCCGGGGGAACCAUGAAUGUAGACAUCUGACAGAAUAUUUCACCUUCAAACAAGAAUGUAAGAUCAAGUACUCAGAGCAGGUGUAUGACUCCUGCAUGGAGGCGUUUGAUUGCCUGCCUCUGGCAGCCCUGAUGAACCAGCAGUUCCUAUGUGUGCAUGGGGGGCUUUCACCAGAGAUUCACACGCUGGAUGACAUCAAGAAGUUGGACCGGUUCAAGGAGCCUCCGGCGUUUGGGCCCAUGUGCGACCUGUUGUGGGCCGACCCCCUGGAAGACUUUGGCAAUGAAAAGACCCAGGAGUACUUUGGCCACAACACGGUCAGAGGGUGCUCCUAUUUCUACAGUUAUCCAGCAGUGUGCGAGUUCUUACAGACCAACAACUUGCUGUCAAUCAUCAGAGCGCACGAAGCACAGGAUGCCGGGUACCGUAUGUACAGGAAGAGUCAGACUACAGGUUUCCCCUCGCUCAUCACCAUCUUCUCUGCUCCAAACUACCUGGAUGUCUACAACAACAAAGCUGCGGUGCUGAAGUAUGAGAACAAUGUGAUGAACAUCCGUCAGUUCAACUGCUCCCCUCACCCCUACUGGUUGCCCAACUUCAUGGACGUCUUUACAUGGUCGCUGCCCUUUGUUGGAGAAAAAGUGACUGAGAUGCUGGUCAACGUUCUGAGCAUCUGCUCUGACGACGAACUCAUGAACGAUGGAGAGGAGAUCUACGACGCCAGUGCAGCGGCAGCGAGGAAAGAGGUGAUCAAAAACAAGAUCCGAGCCAUCGGGAAGAUGGCCAAAAUGUUCUCCGUUCUAAGGGAGGAGAGUGAGAACGUCUUGACCCUGAAGGGACUGACCCCGACAGGCAUGCUGCCCAGUGGCGUUCUCUCUGGGGGCAAACAGACCCUGCAGAGCGCUACCAUUGAGGCCAUUGAAGCUAUCGAGACAGUUAAGGACGCCGAAGCCAUUCGAGGGUUCUCUCCGCAGCAUCGGAUCAGCAGUUUUGAGGAGGCCAAAGGUCUGGAUCGGAUCAAUGAGAGGAUGCCGCCGCGUCGCGAUGCCGUCAACAGCGUGGGCCUGUCGAUGGGCCGCAUGAACAUGGGAGAGCCCAAUGGGACCGACAGCAACAGCAAUCUACAGUGAUGGACGUACAUGCCCACGUGCCCAGACACACACACCUACAGUUACCACACUGACCUGGUCCCAUAUUUCAUAUUAUGUGUACAUAGGCAUAUAUACAGACAAGAAAAAUGCAUCACACACACACACACACACAAUAUUUCCUUUACUAAAUAGGUACAGACAACAUAAAACCCAAUGCAAUUACAUACACACAUCCUGCCCCUUUUCCCGCCGCCAUCAGCUGUUAUUUAAAGGCAUGAGCGUACCUGGACUUUACCACCAAAGGCUCAAUCUCUUCACUGAACUGAUUGGCCCCAUUUAGAGAACUACAACUCUCAUGUACCUGCACAACCACAGGAAAAGAGUCUCCAAAAAUACUCCCCACACAAAGCACGAGGAGCUACUGUUUGCCUUGUACGGAGGGGGGUGGGGGGAUCACCAGCGGGCUGACAGUGACAAGUCUGUGAAGGUGUGCUGUUUGUGAUGGACGGGGUCAAGUUUAAGGGUUGGUGCAGACGGCAAUCGGUGGGGAGGAGGUAUUUAAGUGUCAUGUAUGAUUCUUUUUCCUGUUUGCAUCCCCAAAACAGGAAGUGGAACCAUUACCAAUGCUGAUUUUCCAAAGUGCGUGCACAUGCUUUUAACGUGUCGGUGUCUGUAUGGCUGUAUUUGGAAAAAAAAAUGAAAAAGUGUUUACGUUUGCAAACACGAGCAGAGCCGGGCAUCAGGCAACGGCGAGAAUAUGUUUUUGAUGUGCAGUGUGGCGGCUUAUCUGCCAGCGAGAGAUGUGCGGAGAUAAUCUCAAGCUGCGGUCUAAUCUGAGCCUCGCUAUCGUUUCCUCCUUUGGAGGAGAGUCCCAUUUUGCUUUUGUAGCACCACACUGCAAGCAUACGCCACUUGAAGUCAAGUGGCAGGAAACCCCCCUGCCUACCCAUCCACCCAAAAAAGAAACAAAGAAACCCCCUCGUGGCUCCAAAUGUGACCCGGGAUCAUAUUUGAAGUGUUUCUCCCCACCUGUUGUGUGUAAAUAGAAUAAAUAAGAGAGGUUUUAUUGCACAUCUUGAUGCGUUUGGUCACAGGGCCUGCAAGAUGCAGUGUAUGGUAACGUGGGAUGCCUAAUGUACUGCAUGUGAGGGAGACGCAGAGGUGGGGGAGGGGAGUUGAAAUGUGAAUUCAACACUCUAUUCAUUCUCUUUCUACAUCCUCCUUUCUUCCCGAGUUGCUGUCUGCUAAAAAGACAGCAGUGACUGCCGGGAAUCUCCGGCCUAAAAACCAGGAAACGAUAUUCCACUGAGGAAACACGCUCUUCUGGCGAAGGCAGAAGCCAAGACAACAAGAAGAAGUCCGAAGGGGGAAAAAGGGUCUUUGUAAAGCAUUUAUAUUAAAGCAUCAGUGCAUGCAGAGUUAAGUUCUUUGAUAAUAAUGUGAAGAUUAUAUUUGUGCUCUGUGUUUCACUAUGGUAGGAUUUUCUUUUCUUCUUGUUUUUCUGGCUAAUAUAAAUGAACUGAGGUAUGAUGAACCAUUUAUUUUGUACAUAAUGUUAAUUUUAUUUUUUUUUGUAUUCAUUUUGCGUUCGAUUUCAUUGGGGGUUAUUUUUGCCGCCUUUUUUUCCCUUCUUUUUUCACGACCUGUGUUUCCGGUUUCUUUCGACGCUGUACAGAAUGACGACUCACUUCUAUUCAAAGUGUCAAGUCCACGUUCUCUCCUCUCUUCUUUGUCGAUGUACAGGAGUUGUUUUUAAAUGAUAAAUAUGAAUAACGAUAAACAAAUAUUAAACUAGCAUCGAUGAAUGACCAUUACUAUAUACAAAGGCACAGGCAUUCAGGCAGCCAAAAGCAUGAUUGCAUGGUUAAAAUUUACGCUGUUCAAAGCAAAAAAGCAGCAGACACAUUUUAACGGGAGGCGUGUUGCCGUCACAACUUAAAGGAAAAAAGUGUACUCUCUCUCUGAUCAUAAUUCUUGAUGAUUCCUCUUGUUAUUUGAUGAUAUUUAUGAGUCUAUGAUUAUUAUGAUUCUAUUUAUUAUGGACAUUAUUCUUAAUAUUAAGCUCUCUCUCUCUCUCUCUCUCUCUCUCUGCUGGUUGCUCUUCAUGUUGCGUUGCUCCUUGGUUGAUCUUGUGCUUCUCUGGGAGAGGUGAACCCCCCUUGGGAGACCCUGUGCCAUAGAAAUUGUGCCACGGUUCUGACUUUCUCUGUCUCUUGUUCAAUCUCUCUCUCCCUCUCUCUCUUGGUUUCUCUCUCUUUUCUCUCAACUUUCUGUUUUGACUCCCCCGGUCACUAACACUGUAAGCAUGCCCCAUGGGACGAUCCACUUUUUUACUCUUGAAUAAAAUAUGCAUGAACCUUU